ACUGGAUACUUGAACUGCAAAGUAUUGUAGAUAUAAUUGUUGUAGAUGAUGACACCACUACUGAGAACAAUCCAGACAGGGAUUAUUGCGGCUGCGCUGAGCUUUGCACGACUUCGAGGCUGUUGUUGGUGUUGAGCUGUUGCUGGAGGAGGAAGGUCUUCGUGGAGGUCGACGGUGGCAAGUUUUUCGUUCUCCAUAGUAUUAAUUGAAGAAGAAAAUAAAGAUAUUUUAUAUGAGCUCGGGAAUAUCUCGGGUAUGAUACGUGGCGCCGUGGACCGUGGUCGUCGUUGAUGACAACGAAGAAGCAAAUGAGGCGAGUAGAUAGAGACGCCCCUGCCAUGGGCUUCCCCUGGCCGAGCCAUAUCAAAUGCACAGCCACAACUAUAUAGAACCAGGCCUCUUACUGCAACAGCGAUUAUGUCCAGCUUGCAGGGUUACGUCGAUAGGCGCGUCCUCCUCGUACUUCAAGACGGCAGAGCUAUCGUCGGUGUCCUUGCUGGUUAUGACCAAAAAUCCAAUGUCGUCCUCAGUGAUUCAAAGGAGAGGAUCUAUAGUAUAGAUGAAGGUGUAGAAGAAGUUGAACUAGGUCUCUACCUUGUCAAGGGAGAUAUGAUUGUACUCAUCGGUGAAAUCGACGAAGCAAUCGAUCAAGCAGUAGACCUUGCCUCAAUACGCGCAGAACCGAUUCCACCUAUUCGGUAUUAGCGCAACUCGAGUUUCGAUUCUUGCCGCUUGUAAGAUACGAGAUGGUUGAGGCGGGCAAGGUCGUUGAAACACGAGGACGGAGUACGGCGGGCACGGGAAAUGCACAAAUCAAAAUGUAUGUCUACACAAGCAUGGACGCGGAGAUGUAGUAUAUGCUGAUCCCAUACGAGUGCUAUGAUAUUUAUCCAUGGUAGCCCGGAUUAAUAUUUACCGCCCCAUAGCCGUCCCCCGCCAAUUCACUCUUCCACGAUCUCUGAUCUGGCCUGAUUUUUGAGUCAAUGAUUCUGUUUCCCAGCUCUCACUCAUUCUAUCAACUACAUUCGCACGUCUACCAUCACCCUGCUCCUCACACGUUCUUCCCAUAACCAUUCUCCAGCUCUAACUUAUAAGCGCUACUGCUGCCGCAGGUUAGGACGCGAACUUUUCUCCAAGUCCGAGCAG
This is a messenger RNA of Suillus paluster, 1146 nucleotides long. RefSeq lists its product as uncharacterized. NCBI's taxonomy places the organism in Eukaryota, Fungi, Basidiomycota, Agaricomycetes, Boletales, Suillaceae. Gene Ontology annotation, molecular function: RNA binding. Gene Ontology annotation, cellular component: precatalytic spliceosome; U6 snRNP; U4/U6 x U5 tri-snRNP complex. The transcript is spliced from 3 exons. Gene Ontology annotation, biological process: mRNA splicing, via spliceosome. The coding region runs from base 418 to 705 and encodes 95 amino acids. The record is from RefSeq and is a predicted model, not a curated record.